Messenger RNA from Vanessa tameamea, 1748 nucleotides. RefSeq names its product Phosphoglycerate kinase (gene Pgk). NCBI's taxonomy places the organism in Eukaryota, Metazoa, Arthropoda, Insecta, Lepidoptera, Nymphalidae. The transcript has 10 exons. Gene Ontology annotation, molecular function: ADP binding; ATP binding; phosphoglycerate kinase activity. The coding region runs from base 116 to 1363 and encodes 415 amino acids. Gene Ontology annotation, biological process: glycolytic process; gluconeogenesis. The record is from RefSeq and is a predicted model, not a curated record. Gene Ontology annotation, cellular component: cytosol.
CCUUUUGACAUAGACAAGGUCAAAUUUGUCUUAAAUUUAUUAUAGAAAUUUAACUUUCGCCGCUUCUAUAAUUUUGCUUAUUUUAUAAUACUUUUAAUAUUGUAAAAUAGUAAAAAUGACUUUAAACAAAUUAAGUAUUGACGCCCUAAACCUGGGUGGUAAGAGAGUACUGAUGAGGGUGGAUUUCAAUGUACCACUAAAAGAAGGAGUAAUCACCAAUAAUCAGCGCAUUGUAGCUGCGUUGGAUUCCGUCAAAUAUGCUCUAGAUAAGGGUGCUAAAUCUGUAGUUCUUAUGUCACAUCUUGGACGACCCGAUGGACAAGUAAACUUGAAAUACACACUAAAACCCGUUGCUGAAGAACUUAAGAAACUCUUGAAUAGAGAUAUUACAUUCCUUCCUGAUUGUGUUGGAUCAGAAGUAGAAGCUGCCUGUGCUGAUCCCCCUGUAGGAUCAGUUAUACUUCUUGAAAAUCUCCGUUUCCAUAUUGAAGAAGAAGGAAAAGGUGUUGAUGCUAGUGGAGCUAAAGUAAAAGCUGAUGCUGAAAAAGUAAAGGCAUUUAGAGCAAGUCUUAGAAAACUUGGUGAUAUCUACAUAAAUGAUGCCUUUGGCACUGCACACAGAGCCCACAGCUCCAUGAUGGGAGAAGGCUUUGAGCAGAGAGCUAGUGGAUUUUUACUUAAAAAGGAACUUCAAUAUUUUGCCAAAGCACUUCAUGAACCAGAAAGGCCAUUCCUUGCCAUUCUUGGUGGUGCCAAAGUAGCAGAUAAAAUUUUGCUUAUUGAAAACUUGCUGGACAAAGUUAAUGAAAUGAUCAUAGGAGGUGGGAUGGCUUUCACUUUCCUUAAAGAAACCAAGGGCAUGGCUAUUGGAAAUUCGUUAUAUGAUGCAGAGGGGGCUAAAAUUGUAACAAAGCUGUUAGAGAAAGCAGCUAAAAACAAUGUUAAAGUUCACCUGCCGGUGGACUUUGUGACUGCUGACAAAUUUGGUGAAGAUGCUCAGGCUGGAUUAGCAGAUGUUGAAUCUGGUAUCCCUGAUGGCUGGCUCGGACUUGACGUUGGACCCAAGACUCAGGCACUAUUUGCUGAACCCAUUGCAAGAGCUAAAGUUAUUGUUUGGAAUGGACCCCCUGGUGUGUUCGAGUUCGAGAAGUUUGCGGGCGGCACCAAGGCUCUCAUGGACGCCGUAGUGAAGGCUACUGCUAAUGGAACCGUCACUAUUAUUGGUGGUGGCGAUACCGCUACCUGCUGCGCCAAGUGGGGCACAGAAGACAAAGUGUCCCAUGUGUCUACCGGCGGUGGAGCCUCCCUUGAACUGUUAGAAGGAAAGGUCCUUCCAGGUGUCGCAGCAUUAUCUGACGCCUAAUUAAUAUUAACCACUUACCUAAAGUGAACUAUUUAGAGUAGAUAUAAUGAUACUUCUUUUUGUUAAUAUUAUUUUAGUUCCUAAGAAACGUUUUGUUAAAUAAUAAAUGCUAAUUUAUGAAAAUCAAGCGUAUCCUUGACUAUAAUGAUUUUUAUUUGCUAUAUAGUAUUCUACUAAAUAAUUUACAAUUCAAAAAGAAGUAAUAUUAUAUUAUAUACUAGAAAUUAUUAGCAUACAUUGGAUCGAAUAAGUUUAAAUGUUAAACACUUAUAACUCAAUAUAUUGUGAAAUUAUGAUAAUUUUAAUUUAUAUUAUAAAAGUGGAAAAAUAAUGUCUUGUGAAAAGCGUAUUUAUUGAGUGUUAAGAAUAAAUGUUGAUUCAUAUA